AUGGCGAGCAACCGCCCCGAUGACCAAGAUGGUCUUACUAGCGAGUUCAUGAGAAUGACCAAUACUUCAGCUGAGCAGGCUACCCAAUACCUUUCUGCUAACGGCUGGGACCUCGCUUCUGCCGCUCAUUCAUACUUCGCCGACGAGGAAGAAUCUAUCCCGGAGGUGCCAUCCGACGAGGCACCAUCCGACGAGGCUUGGACCGGCCCCCGUACCUUGUCUGGUCGCCCCGUGUACGACUCACCAUCUACCGCACCCAGCUCAUCUAAGCGGCCAACGAAGAAGAAGGGGCUUGCUACAUUAAGUUCUCUAGGUGGUGGCCAUGGGCAUGACGAUAACGACGAUGAUGAUGACGAUGAUGACGACGCACACCGAGACACGUAUGCGGGAGGAGAGAAGAGUGGACUUGCCGUCCAGGAUCCGAACCAGCGCACCGAUCCGAAGCGAAUUAUCAACGAUCUUCUUGCCAAGGCUGAAAGACGGCCCGAGGCUUCUUCCCAGGCUGGACCCUCUAGCUCGUCCUCUUUUCGCGGCUCUGGACAAACUUUAGGUGGUGAUGGUGCCCCAAGUCGCACCAUUCCCAAUCCAAGCGGACAUUCUGCACCUGGUAGCCGUACACUACCGCAGGGUGCCCAGGCUCAGGAACGAACAUUGCAUCUUUGGCGCGACGGUUUCAGCAUUGACGAUGGAGAACUACGUCGAUUUGAUGACCCUGAGAAUGCCGAUGCUCUGCGCAUGAUCCAACAGGGUCGUGCGCCUAUUCAUCUUAUGAACGUGAGAUAUGAUGAACUACUCGACGUCAAGCUUCAACAGCAUGAAGAAAAUUACCGACCUCUUCCUAAAGUCUACAAGCCCUUCGGCGGUGAAGGUCGUCGCCUCGGUAGUCCCGUACCGGGCGAGUCUGCAACUGCCGUGCUUCCUACCCUAGCGACCUCGAACACACCCGCUGCCACACCGUCAUCAGCACCACCUCCCAGCACCUCCGCGGACCAGUCGCAACCUACGGUCAUGAUCCGUAUUCAGAUGCCAGAUGGUACACGACUACCGGCUCGUUUCAACACCUCACAGACGGUCAACGACGUAUACGACUUUAUAACUCGAUCGUCGCCCGAACUAAGCGUAGGCGGAUGGGUAUUGGCUACGACAUUCCCCAACAAGGAUCAUACUGAUAAAUCUUUGGUUCUGGGGGAUAUGGCUGAGUUUAAGAAGGGUGGCACUGCUAUGGUCAAGAAAAAUAAGUAAACACUUAUAGUAUUAUUUGCAUGAACUUGCUGGGUUAUCAUCGCUAAAGAGAGCUAGACUUUGCAGAUAGACGACUAAGUGCACUAUAGCCCUAUAGAUGUCUACUACCUAGGCAGCUAGAUAAGAAACUGAGUAAUUAUGUCGCUCAUUGCGAUGGCUUGAUAAACUUCAACUUCUUUCUCUCUUGCGUAGUUUAGCUUUCUGGUUGCGUCUACAA
Messenger RNA from Hypoxylon fragiforme, 1459 nucleotides. RefSeq names its product SEP-domain-containing protein. The coding region runs from base 1 to 1242 and encodes 413 amino acids. Gene Ontology annotation, molecular function: ubiquitin binding. Gene Ontology annotation, biological process: autophagosome assembly; membrane fusion; proteasome-mediated ubiquitin-dependent protein catabolic process. Lineage: Eukaryota; Fungi; Ascomycota; Sordariomycetes; Xylariales; Hypoxylaceae. The transcript has 3 exons. Gene Ontology annotation, cellular component: nucleus; cytosol. The record is from RefSeq and is a predicted model, not a curated record.